CUUCAAACCAAAAAUGUGGUGGCAGAAAGAAAACAGUGUCUUUCAGCAGCAUGCCAUCGGAGAAGAAGAUUAGCAGUGCCCACGACUGCAUUAGCUUCAUGCAGGCUGGCUGCGAGCUGAAGAAAGUGCGACCAAACUCUCGAAUCUACAACCGAUUUUUCACCCUAGACACUGAUCUCCAGGCUCUACGCUGGGAACCUUCCAAGAAGGACCUUGAAAAAGCCAAGCUGGACAUUUCUGCCAUCAAAGAGAUCAGGCUGGGGAAGAACACAGAGACAUUCAGAAACAAUGGCCUUGCUGACCAGAUCUGUGAAGACUGUGCCUUCUCCAUACUCCAUGGGGAAAAUUAUGAGUCUCUGGACCUAGUUGCCAAUUCAGCAGAUGUAGCAAACAUCUGGGUGUCGGGGUUACGGUACCUGGUAUCUCGUAGUAAGCAACCGCUUGAUUUUAUGGAGGGUAACCAGAACACGCCACGGUUCAUGUGGCUGAAAACGGUGUUUGAAGCAGCAGACGUCGAUGGGAAUGGGAUUAUGUUAGAAGACACUUCAGUGGAGUUAAUAAAACAACUCAACCCUACUCUGAAGGAAUCGAAGAUCAGGUUAAAGUUUAAAGAAAUCCAGAAGAGCAAAGAAAAACUAACUACCCGGGUAACAGAAGAGGAAUUUUGUGAAGCGUUUUGUGAACUUUGCACUAGGCCAGAAGUGUAUUUCUUACUUGUUCAGAUAUCUAAGAACAAAGAGUAUCUGGAUGCCAAUGACCUCAUGCUCUUUUUAGAAGCUGAGCAAGGGGUCACCCACAUCACUGAGGAUAUGUGCUUAGACAUCAUUAGGAGAUAUGAGCUUUCUGAAGAUGGCCGCCAGAAAGGCUUCCUUGCAAUUGAUGGUUUUACCCAGUAUUUAUUAUCUCCAGAAUGUGACAUUUUUGAUCCAGAGCAAAAGAAGGUCGCCCAAGAUAUGACCCAACCCUUAUCUCACUAUUAUAUCAAUGCGUCUCAUAAUACCUACCUGAUAGAAGAUCAGUUUAGGGGACCAGCUGAUAUCAAUGGGUACGUGAGGGCUUUGAAGAUGGGUUGUAGAAGCAUUGAGCUCGAUGUGAGUGAUGGUCCAGAUAAUGAGCCCAUCCUUUGUAAUAGGAACAACAUGGCUAUGCACCUUUCCUUUCCAAGUGUUCUGGAGGUGAUAAAUAAGUUUGCCUUUGUCGCUUCAGAAUACCCACUCAUUCUCUGCUUGGGAAAUCACUGUUCUCUGCCACAGCAGAAAGUCAUGGUUCAGCAGAUGAAAAAGGUGUUUGGCAAUAAACUUUAUACAGAAGCACCUUUGUCUUCAGAAUCCUACCUCCCAUCACCCGAAAAACUAAAAAAUAUGAUUAUUGUGAAAGGAAAGAAAUUGCCUUCAGAGUCAGAUCUGUUAGAAGGAGAAGUGACCGACGAGGAUGAAGAAGCCGAGAUGUCUCGGAGGAUGUCAGGGGAUUACAACGGUGAGCAGAAACAUAUCUGGCUCUGCCGAGAGCUCUCCGACUUGGUAUCUAUCUGUAAAUCUGUUCAGUACAGGGAUUUUGAACUGUCUAUGAAAACCCAAAACUACUGGGAAAUUUGUUCAUUUAGUGAAACAGAGGCCAGUCGUAUCGCAAAUGAAUAUCCAGAGGAUUUCGUGAAUUAUAACAAGAAGUUCUUAUCAAGGGUCUACCCUAGUGCCAUGCGGAUAGAUUCCAGUAAUUUGAACCCACAGGACUUCUGGAAUUGUGGCUGUCAGAUUGUGGCAAUGAAUUUUCAAACUCCUGGUCCAAUGAUGGACCUCCACACUGGCUGGUUUCUUCAAAAUGGAGGAUGUGGCUAUGUCCUCAGACCGUCUAUCAUGCGAGAUGAAGUUUCAUACUUCAGUGCAAAUACAAAGGGCAUUGUCCCUGGAGUGUCUCCCCUGGUUCUUCACAUCAAGAUCAUCAGUGGUCAGAACUUCCCAAAGCCCAAAGGAGCUUGUGCCAAAGGGGACGUCAUAGACCCCUAUGUUUGUGUAGAGAUUCAUGGGAUACCAGCUGACUGCUCCGAGCAAAGGACUAAAACUGUACAACAGAACAGUGAUAAUCCCAUUUUUGAUGAGACUUUCGAGUUUCAAGUCAACCUUCCCGAGCUGACUCUGGUCCGUUUUGUCAUUUUGGAUGAUGAUUACAUUGGGGAUGAGUUCAUUGGGCAGUAUACGAUACCAUUUGAGUGUCUGCAGCCUGGGUACCGGCACGUCCCCUUGCGCUCCUUUGUGGGGGAUAUCAUGGAGCAUGUGACCCUUUUUGUCCACAUAGCAAUAACCAAUCGGAGUGGAGGAGGAAAACCACAGAAACGAAGCCUUUCUGUGAGAAUGGGGAAGAAAGUUCGAGAAUACACCAUGCUCAGGAAUAUUGGUCUUAAAACCAUAGAUGAUAUCUUCAAAAUAGCAGUUCAUCCCUUACGAGAAGCCAUAGAUAUGAGAGAAAACAUGCAGAACGCCAUAGUGUCUAUUAAGGAGCUGUGUGGACUUCCGCCGAUUGCCAGUCUGAAACAGUGCCUGUUAACCCUGUCCUCUCGUCUCAUCACCAGUGACAGUACUCCCUCCGUGUCUCUGGUGAUGAAGGACUGCUUUCCUUACCUGGAGCCUCUGGGUGCUAUUCCAGAUGUGCAGAAGAGGAUGCUGGCUGCAUAUGACCUGAUGAUUCAAGAGAGCCGGGUCCUCAUAGAAAUGGCUGACACAGUCCAGGAAAAGAUUGUACAGUGUCAGAAAGCAGGGAUGGAGUUCCAUGAGGAACUUCAUAAUCUGGGGACAAAGGAAGGCUUGAAGGGAAGAAAACUCAACAAGGCCAUCGAGAGCUUCGCUUGGAAUAUUACUGUAUUGAAGGUACACGAGUCCCUCACUGUUCCUUCGGUUGUUUCUCUGCUCUUCUCUCUACAGUAG
Grammomys surdaster is the source of this 2918-nucleotide messenger RNA. RefSeq names its product inactive phospholipase C-like protein 1. The record is from RefSeq and is a predicted model, not a curated record. The transcript is spliced from 4 exons. The coding region runs from base 51 to 2918 and encodes 955 amino acids. Gene Ontology annotation, molecular function: phosphatidylinositol-4,5-bisphosphate phospholipase C activity. Gene Ontology annotation, biological process: intracellular signal transduction; lipid metabolic process. Lineage: Eukaryota; Metazoa; Chordata; Mammalia; Rodentia; Muridae.